GCGGUGAGGUCACUGUGGGUGACGUCAGGGGUCCAGUGAGAGGCUUCGGCAGAGCCGAGGUAGCGGCCGGAGCAGCAGGAGCAGCAAUUCGGGAGCGGGAGGGCGCAGGAAGAGGAGAAAGCGGGGUCAGGAAGCUGAGCUGAGGAAGGAGACGAAGGAGGCGGAGGAGGGGGGAAGCCCGCGGGGCAGGAAGAGCCGGCUCCAGAAGGGAGGGGCCGCCGAGGCGAGGGGGAGGCCUCCGCGCAGGCGCAGAGCGGGGCUCGGACUCCCCCCCCACCUCCCGAAGCACCCCCCCAGCGCAAAGGGGUCCUGACAGGACAAGAGAGGCAGCUCGAGACUCCGCCCGGGAGGGGCCGCCGGCCGGGGGGGCACCAUGUCCUCCCCCAGCCCGGGCAAGAGGCGGAUGGACACCGACGUGGUCAAGCUUAUUGAGAGCAAACACGAAGUCACGAUCCUAGGAGGACUCAAUGAAUUCGUAGUGAAGUUCUAUGGACCACAAGGAACGCCGUAUGAAGGUGGAGUGUGGAAAGUUAGAGUGGACCUUCCCGACAAAUACCCCUUCAAAUCCCCAUCUAUAGGAUUCAUGAAUAAAAUUUUCCAUCCCAACAUUGACGAAGCGUCAGGAACUGUAUGUCUAGAUGUAAUUAAUCAGACUUGGACAGCUCUCUACGAUCUUACCAAUAUAUUUGAGUCGUUCCUGCCCCAGUUGCUGGCUUAUCCCAACCCCAUAGAUCCCCUUAAUGGUGACGCGGCAGCCAUGUACCUUCACCGACCAGAAGAAUACAAACAGAAAAUUAAAGAAUACAUUCAGAAAUAUGCAACAGAGGAAGCACUAAAAGAGCAGGAAGAAGGCACCGGGGACAGCUCUUCGGAGAGCUCCAUGUCUGACUUUUCAGAGGACGAGGCCCAGGAUAUGGAAUUGUAGUAAAAGAGGCGCCCUGCUUUUCAGAGAGACUAUGACUUCCUAACCACAAGCUGAGAAGCAGACUAUAAUAUUCAUAUUUAAACAAAGCAAUUUUUUAUUACUAAACAAGGUUUUUAUGAAUAAUAGCAUUGAGAUAUAUAUACAUAUAUAUAUAUCACCCUUUAGAUCUUGAUUUUCUUGGUCAUUUCUCAGAACCCAAAGUGCAUUGUAGUGCAUUUCCCACAUUCCACUUUGGUAGCAAAUGUGUGCAGCCCAGAUGCAUGCAUGCAUGCAUCCGUUCAUGAUUCCAUGUUGAGCUGAGUCAACUUGUGGGCUACCGAACUGUCAACGUAAACAGCUGCUUUGCUAGGGAGAGGGUCUGGAUGUUCCCUUUUUUUCUCUCUCUUUUUUUAAAUUAAUGGUUCCAAAGACAACAGGCACACUUGGAUGCAAGCAAUGGAACAGCACUUUCAGAAUAUGUAACAAAAAUUGGGGAAUAGAUGCUAGAAGGAUUAGGCAGUGAAGUUAAAGGCGCUUUUUCAGAUCACCUUGGCUGCUUGCUCUUUGAACGGAGUCGCAUUUUUUAACACGCAAAGAAUGCAUGGAGCUCUUUGAAAUGUCAGCUUUUUCCAAAGUGGCUUGGAUUUUAAGUAUGUUUUCUCUGGACUUUCUGCCUGCCUCUAGGGACUGGUGCUGAUUGGUCUGGUUUGCUUGGGGAACCGUUGAAAGGCUUACAUCUGGACAGUUAAGUCACCUGACUGGUCUGGAUUCGGAGCAUCUCCAUUUUUAUUUUUAAGGGACGGAACACAAGCGCUGUCCAUUGUUGGCUUACUUAACCGGGAGUACAUCAACCCAUGUUUUGGUCCCAGUUUCGAAACCACCAACAGUAGUAGUCGUGUGUGUGCGUGCGUGUUUCCCCCUUGAUGUCUCUGCAUACGCUUUGCAAGCAACCUCCAGGCAGAGAGGGUCUUCCCACCAGGUGGAACUGCUGGCUCCUUUUGGCCGUUGAUCAUGACUCCAUUGGUGCACGUGCUUGCUUGUUCUUCAGCUGCUCAGUAGCAACCCUUCUUCUGUGAGUGGCUGCAGCAGACCAGACAAUCUAGAAAACCCAGCGCGAAGUGCAGAGAGGGGUUUGUUUUUGAAGAGAUUGCCAAAAGGAGUGCUAGUUUCAGAGAUCCUUCUGAUUGGAACACAUUUGUUUCUCCUGGUACAUUUUGAACAUGCCAAGGGUUUCCUCCAUCUCCCCUCCAUGUAAUGGUCUGAGAAAACACCAUAUCAUAUAAACGCCUCCCUGGGAUGUUGAUGAUACUUGAAUAUGGAUAAUAGCGAGAGUCCCAACAAGAUGGAUUUCCACUCUGGAUAUUGCCUCUGCUGUAUUUGUAAAAGCAUGUUUGGACAGGAUGUGGGUGGAUUUUGGGGUUCAACCUCUAGGACCAUACUUGGAAUUUACACUGGGGUGACUUGUGCAGAACGUUGAGGGUCAAGCUAUGCUCAGUACAUUUCUCUUCCCCCCCCCCCUCCAAUUUUCCUUUUUAAAACACCAUUGAAUCUUGGAGCGGGGUAGAGUGUCAAACGAGUGCAAUCCUAAAGUAUAAAUCAAUUUGAUUUUUUCCCUUUUGGAAAGAAAGAGCUUCUGUAAAGUGGAAUUUUACUUUCGCAUGAUUAUUUUCCUUUAAUAAAGCAGAAGCAUACCAAGAAUUCAAAUUACGGGCAUGAAGCAAACACAAUGAAGUUUUCUUUUUUCUUUUUUUAAAUUAAAAAGCAGUAAUGUAGGGCUGUGGUUAGUUGCUGAGCUAAAAUCCUCUGCUUUGGCAAGUGUGACUUGUUGGAGAGGUUAGUAUUAACUCUGGAACAUGGAGCAGUGAGCUGUAACUCUUGAGCCUGGCCACUUCCUUGACUCCGGAGGCGAGUCAGAAGAGCCCCACAACCUCUGCAAGACUUGUUAGGUGCUCUGCUUGGGCGAUGGCCUCUAGGUGCUAUUUAGGUAUAGACUUUGAGUACUGGGGUGGCUGUGGUGAUGGUGGUACCAUUUAACAAAAUAAAUUGUAUUUUUUCAAUAUUGUAUAUACAGAUAUUAGUGUUCUAAUUACCUCUUCGUUUUCCUGGUUAAAAAAAAUUCCCAAUCCUAGCAAGCGAUCAGAUUUAAACACCUUUUUUAACAUACAUUUUUCUCCCUCUAAGUAUUGAUUUCUUUUCCAAACAAAGCAGUAAUCCUAGCUUUAAGCAUGCAAAAGAAAUGUCAGACACAAUCCAUGGUACAUGGCGUCCCCAAAAAUGCAACAUUGACCCUCUCCCCCCUCCUCCCCACUGCUGGACCUCUGGUGCAUCAAGGCCCUGCUUGGCAUCACUCACCUGAAUUGUUCACAGCUCAGGUGGGAGAUUAUGUCAGGCCUCCAAAUAAUUUCACAAUAACAUCUUAACCUUAGCUGUAGCCAUAUUUUCUCACACACAGCCUUAGUAGCCCAUUUGGCAAAUGGUUGCAAAGAACCCUGCCAUUGUGUUGACCUUCAGAGUGGCCAUGGCAGCCAAGAGGAAGCUGGCAAAAUGCCUCUGGCUUUAUGGGAGCCAUCUUAAGACCCCUUCGUAAGGACCUCUCUUGGAAGUUAACUACCUUGAAUGACUCGUGGCUGCCUCUUUCCCCUCAACCAGCUCCACUGAGCAGUCUUGAGGGGCCCUCUGUUCCUACUACCACUCUUGUUUGUGCACAAAAACCUGUUGCUUGCGUCGCUGCUGCACUCUCGUCGGUGUCUGGGAUGGCAGAGCAGAACCAGCUGAAUCCCAUGUUGCUCUCCAGAAACGCUCAUGUUCCUAUUGAAACCACCUCUUGUCCAGAAUCUCCAAAGCUGCCUCCAGUGGCUGAGUUUCCAGGCCGCCCAGCAUAGCCAUCCGGUGGAGGCACAGCUUCAGCGUGUUUUGAGUUCUUAGUUGCUGUGCUGAUCUGCAUGCCCCCUAAACAGGAUCUUGCGUUCUUGUAUCUGCUGUGGGUUUUUUCUUGCUCAUUAGUGGGGAAACCUCCUCCAUCCUCCUUGGCCUUCAAUCUACUCCCCUUCAUCAGAAUGUCUCUUAGGUCACCAACGAGGUUCUCCUUGAAGCACUUAGAUUCUUAUUCCACUUUUUCUCCUGCUGGUCUCAAAGUCCACAAUUUUUUGACCUUUGGUUAGCUCUUCUUGUCGUGGUGUCUUAAGUUAUUAGAUAAAAAGAUGGAGGGAGCGGAUAGGAAGGUAGCCUUAAACCACGCUGAUCGCAGGGGCACGUGAUCUCGACUUUUCGCUCUGAACACUCCGCUAUAGAGGUGGAUGCUGUGAUGGCCCCUUACUGCCUCAAGUUUGGGUUGGUCAAGAAAGUGUAAAAACUAGAGCCCGUGGCUGCUUCUGUAAUCUCUCGUGUAUUUGUGGUGGUUGUUUUCCUACUUUUUGAGGGGGGUGGGAACUCGCACAAGGAAGAUGGAAUCCAUAUAAAUAGUAGAAGGCUGGGUCCCUUCAACUUGGGUCCCUGGAUGCUGUUGGACUACAGCUCCCAUCUGGGAGUCGUAGUCCAAUGUUACCCAGCCAGGGAUCCACGUGGGAGAGCCCCUGGCAUGAGGGAUGAGAAAUGUUCUACCUUUGGGGCUUGGCUAGCUUUCUGCAGCUAGAUUUGGAAUGGCUGACGAUGGAAGUAGUUGGCACAGGAGUGUCUGGAAACUCCCGUCGUCCCAUCUAUGUACCUCACCAGGAGGUGGGAUCGGGGGACUGUUGGUUUUAUAAUUAUAUAUAUAUAUAUAUAAAAUAUUUUCUCUUUUGCUUCCUCUUGCUCGUCCAAGUUGUGCUGGCACUUGAUGCAGGAGUGUGUGCCGCAUGAGAAAUGGCCAUUUAUUUUACUGACUGUAUUUGGUACAUAUUGUGUGAAAUACUUGAAGAGAUAACGGGGCGUCCAGCCCUCCCAUAUGAGUCUGAGCUUUUUUCUCCUCCUCUUCCUCCCACCUCCCCACCCCACACUCUCUGCAUUGUGAUGAUGUAGUGGGCAUGUCUGACGCCAUGACAGAUGCCUCUUCUAAGAAUUAUAACCUCUCAAAAUAGUUGUGUAUAAUUAAAGAAACUGUAAACUUUUUUAAAAAUAAAAUAUGUAUAUACCUUGGG
Molecule: messenger RNA, 5019 nt
Organism: Hemicordylus capensis (graceful crag lizard)
Lineage: Eukaryota; Metazoa; Chordata; Lepidosauria; Squamata; Cordylidae
Gene: UBE2H
Product: ubiquitin conjugating enzyme E2 H
Exons: 7
Coding region: 374-925 (183 amino acids)
Biological process (GO): protein sumoylation; protein polyubiquitination; ubiquitin-dependent protein catabolic process
Cellular component (GO): nucleus
Molecular function (GO): ubiquitin conjugating enzyme activity; SUMO conjugating enzyme activity
Source: RefSeq, a predicted model, not a curated record